Piliocolobus tephrosceles (Ugandan red Colobus) is the source of this 1773-nucleotide messenger RNA. RefSeq names its product dynein axonemal assembly factor 4 (gene DNAAF4). Lineage: Eukaryota; Metazoa; Chordata; Mammalia; Primates; Cercopithecidae. The transcript has 9 exons. The coding region runs from base 210 to 1511 and encodes 433 amino acids. Gene Ontology annotation, biological process: determination of left/right symmetry; outer dynein arm assembly; heart development. The record is from RefSeq and is a predicted model, not a curated record. Gene Ontology annotation, molecular function: nuclear estrogen receptor binding.
UCUUCUCCUAUUAUGGGAACCCACACCACGUAUCCAGCAGAGUACCCUGGCCCCCUACGUGUUGCUCCUUGGGAUGAUGGGAGAAAGGGGGGAACCUGUAUUUUCUCUUGGUUUUAGGAUAUGGGCCUACUUCUUUGACCGCUCGCUUAGACUGCAAGGUAACUAAGAAUCGGUAACACACUGCGGUCUGGGGGCCUAGAUAGUCAGGCAUGCAGUCGGCCAGGUGGUGGCGGCGGAGCACGCUGGGAACGCAGGCCUUCCGUCGGCCUGGCCCGGAAGGGCUGGCGCUUGGUAACCCCAGCUUCCCUAGCAACCAAGCAGGCGAAAGCAGCAGCCAGCCGCGCUCCGCUCCGGUUGAUCCCGGAAUGCCCCUUCAGGUUAGCGAUUACAGCUGGCAGCAGACGAAGACUGCGGUCUUUCUGUCUCUGCCCCUCAAAGGCGUGUGCCUCAGAGACACGGACGUGUUCUGCACGGAAAACUAUCUGAAGGUCAACUUCCCUCCAUUUUUAUUUGAGGCAUUUCUUUAUGCUCCCAUAGACGAUGAGAGCAGCAAAGCAAAGAUUGGGAAUGACACCGUUGUCUUCACCUUGUAUAAAAAAGAAGCGGCCAUGUGGGAGACCCUUUCUGUGACGGGUGUUGACAAAGAGAUGAUGCAAAGAAUUAGAGAAAAAUCUAUCUUACAAGCACAAGAGAGAGCAAAAGAAGCUACAGAAGCAAAAGCUGCAGCAAAGAGGGAAGAUCAAAAAUAUGCACUAAGUGUCAUGAUGAAGAUUGAAGAAGAAGAGAGGAAAAAAAUAGAAGAUAUGAAAGAAAAUGAACGGAUAAAAGCCACUAAAGAAUUGGAAGCCUGGAAAGAAUAUCAAAGAAAAGCUGAAGAGCAAAAAAAAAUUCAGAAAGAAGAGAAAUUAUGUCAAAAAGAACAGCAAAUUAAAGAAGAAAGAAAAAAAUUAAAAUAUAAGACUAGUACUAGAAAUUCGGCAUCGAGAAAUCUUGCUCCAAAAGGGAGAAAUUCAGAAAAUAUAUUUACUGAGAAGUUAAAGGAAGACAGUAUUCCUGCUCCUCGCUCUGUUGGCAGUAUUAAAAUCAACUUUACCCCUCGAGUAUUCCCAACAGCUCUUCGUGAAUCACAAGUAGCAGAAGAGGAGGAGUGGCUACACAAACAAGCUGAGGCACGAAGAGCAAUGAAUACUGACAUUCCUGAACUUUGCGAUUUAAAAGAAGAAGAAAAGAACCCAGAAUGGUUGAAGGAUAAAGGAAACAAAUUGUUUGCAACAGAAAACUAUUUGGCAGCUAUCAAUGCAUAUAAUUUAGCCAUAAGACUAAAUAAUAAAAUGCCACUAUUGUAUUUGAACCGGGCUGCUUGCCACCUAAAACUAAAAAACUUACACAAGGCUAUUGAAGAUUCUUCUAAGAAAUUCUGUUCUCUGGAGGGGACUGAAUGUCAGGCCUCUGAGCCCAAGCUAAGCCAUCAUAUCCCCUGUGACCUGCACGUAUACAUCCACGUGGCCUGAAGCAAGUGAAGAAUCACAAAAGAAGUGAAAAUGGCUGGUUCCUGCCUUAACUGAUGACAUUACCUUGUGAAAUUCACUCUCCUGGCUCAGAACCUCCCCCACUGAGCACCUUGUGACCCCCACCCCUGCCCGCCAGAGAAUAAACCCCUUUGACUGUAAUUUUCUAUUACCAACCCUAAUCCUAUAAAACGGCCCCACCCCUAUCUCCCAUCCCGGACUUAGCCCGCCUGCACCCAGGUGAUAAAAAGCUUUAUUGCUCACA